Molecule: messenger RNA, 1251 nt
Organism: Budorcas taxicolor (takin)
Lineage: Eukaryota; Metazoa; Chordata; Mammalia; Artiodactyla; Bovidae
Product: testis-specific serine/threonine-protein kinase 5-like
Exons: 8
Coding region: 1-1251 (416 amino acids)
Biological process (GO): protein phosphorylation; intracellular signal transduction; microtubule cytoskeleton organization
Cellular component (GO): cytoplasm
Molecular function (GO): tau-protein kinase activity; protein serine/threonine kinase activity; ATP binding
Source: RefSeq, a predicted model, not a curated record
AUGAAGGCUGCCAGCAGGCAGAAGCUGGACCAGAGAGCAUUUCUGGAGCAGGUGCAUGAAUGCAGGGACAAUGGCUACCUGCUGUCCUCCAAGAAGAUUGGUUCUGGGGCCUUCUCCAAAGUCUACCUCGCCUACGCCACACAGGAGCGCAUGCGGCACAACUGCAAGCUGGCCUCUGACCUGCGGGGCAAGCGCCACACCAUGGUAGCUAUCAAGAUCGUCCCCACUGCGGAGGCCCCUGCAGAGUUCUUCUGCAAGUUCCUGCCUCGUGAGAUUUCAUCACUCAAUGCUACCUACAAGCACCUGAACGUGGUGCAGCUGUAUGAGACCUUCGCGAACAGCCGGCGCACCUACUUGGUAUUGGAGCUGGCGGCCCGCGGCAACCUGCUGGAGCACAUCAAUGCCAUGUCUGCUCACCACCGCUGCCCGGGACUGGAGGAGGAGGAGGCCCGCAGGCUGUUGUGGCAGCUCGUCAGUGCCGUGGCGCACUGCCACAACUUAGGCAUCGUGCACCGGGACUUGAAGUGUGAGAACAUCCUGCUAGAUGACAGAGGCUGCCUAAAGCUGAGUGACUUUGGCUUUGCCAAUUGGUCCGGGCUCAAGAACUCAUUGCUGAGCACCUUCUGCGGGUCUGUGGCCUACACAGCCCCAGAGAUCCUCAUGAGCAAGAAGUACAACGGGAAGCAGGCCGACCUAUGGAGCCUAGGUGUCACCCUCUAUGCCAUGGUGACUGGGAAGCUGCCCUUCAAGGAGUGCCAGCCCCACCGAAUGCUGUACCUGAUGCGCCGGGGCCCCACCUUCCGGCCAGGCCUGUCCCCAGAGUGCCAGGACCUGAUCCGAGGCCUACUCCAGCUGCACCCACGAGCUCGCCUGGGCCUGCAGCAGGUGGCCACCCACCCCUGGAUGCUGCCUGCUGCACACGCGCUCUUCUGUACCACACUCUGCGCUAUACCAGAAAAAACAGAGAAGCCCCAGCUCCGAACAUCACUGGACAAUGUGAAGCCCAACGCGGACUCUGAUCCCCCAAGGUCGCUCCUGCAACUGUGGCGGCCCCAGCUACAGGGCACCUCUCAUGAGAGUGCUUCUGGUCCGGCGCCUGAGCCCCCAGGGGCUUGCCCGAGACAAGGUGUAGACUCUGCCGGGCUUGAGCUCUGGAGCACGGAGACGGCCGGUCGCACGGUGGGUCACUCCAGGCAUCCACUGUUGCUAUGCUCCAUCCGGAGUGUGCCUGGGCACUACCUGGUUAGCUGA